Carassius auratus (goldfish) is the source of this 4602-nucleotide messenger RNA. Its product is annotated as A-kinase anchor protein 2-like. The coding region runs from base 685 to 3411 and encodes 908 amino acids. The record is from RefSeq and is a predicted model, not a curated record. The transcript has 5 exons. NCBI's taxonomy places the organism in Eukaryota, Metazoa, Chordata, Actinopteri, Cypriniformes, Cyprinidae.
UUAUGGGAGGAAUGUUUCCUCUUUGAGCUAUUUUAUUGUCACUGCAGGCUAAAGGUUGAUCAGGUUGAAUACAGUUAUGUAUCUUAUGAUAAUAUUUUUUUAUGAAGCACUUCGAUCCGUCUGGAAGAAAGUGAAAGUGUGAGAUUUUACAAACUUGUUUUUUUUUUCUUUUCUUAGUACAUUCCACAUUUCACUGAGCAUCUAACAAAACAUAGCUGUUUGUUAUCAGCAGUUGUUUAGAUAUAAUAAAAUUUGCAUUUGAAUCUGGAUAUGAAGCUGUCAUUCAAUGGGCAUAUAUUUAAAAAGGUAAAGACUCGCUGAGGCACAGUUCCAUGAAUCUUUGUUUUGGUCAUCAUACUUCUGUGAAGCUACAGUAUAUUUUCUAAACUUUUGGGACACCCCUCAAACAGUCUGAGCCAAUCAGCAAAAGCAGAGCAGUGGUUUCCAGGAAACUGGCCUGCUGUCAUUUUAUCAGCGGUUCACAGUUCACGAUGUCGCACACGGACACCAGUGACAGUGAGCAAAACUCUCGUACAACUACGUAAGCUUGUUCAAAAUGGUAGACACUCUUAUCUAUUGUUUUGAUGCAGUACACAGACCAGAGAAUUUUUUGCAACAAUGAUAAAUUAAACAACGGAUUAGUACAUAUUUUUGUAUUAACGUGAGAGACAGGCAUCAACUGUGAUGGUCAACCCAUAUGAUGCAUGCACUCACUCCUCAGUAGAGGAGCAGGCUGUGAUCCAUUCCCAUUCAUCUCUGAGACCUCCGAUUCCCAGGACUGUCCAGAACCAUCCACCACCCAGAGUUCCCAUGACCAGCAACCCGAAGCGCUGGGUGAUGAAGCCUUUCUCCCCUAAGCUAGAGCAGCUGGAUUUGCGCUCCAUAUUGAGCCCUACAGGCCAACCACAGUCACUAGAGAACACGUGGAGUAGCAGUCAGGAUGGUAACGCUUUCAGGUUCAGCUUUGAAAGCAUAACAGUAACAGACGUGCAGCCCACUGUGAUAGUGUCCUCUGGGUAUGGCAAUAGUCCUUCAGAUGUGGUGGUCCAGGCUAGGCAAGUGACUGUGUCUGAGGAUGGAAGUGACAGUGAAGACUUUAGGCCCAGUACUCCAAGCAACCCCAGCAGCCCUGGAACCACCAGCAGUACAGGCUCACAUGUUGGAUUCUAUUCCUUUGUGGAUGACCCAGCAAGUCCAGAAGCAGAGAUGAAUGAGGUCUACAUGGUUUCUCCACAAAGGCAGGCCAAACUGAAUACCCUGAAGGAGAAGAGCACCUUUAAGCUACAAACGUACACAGAGGACAAGAUACCUGGAAGGCUUUUUGAAGAAACUAAUGGAGAUGAACAUUACCGAAUUGAGGAUGCCUCCAUGGUGAACAAAGAGGAGGAAAAUCCAAACCGAAUGGAGAUCAUCCAGAAUCAGGCACCCAAGAAAAGCCUUAAAGAGAAGUGGAGUGCCUUAGAGAAUCUGGACCUCAGUAACAAGCCGCAAAGUCUCCUGGAUGGGUUAAGUCUAAGCUACAAACCAGUUAGUGAGAAGACUGAAGAAGCCAGGGUGGAGCCUGGCACCAUAGUCAAUGAGCAAAUUGACUUCAAUGCAGCACGAAAGCAGUUUCUAAUGAUGGAACAAUCAAAACAGAACCCCUUCCUACACAGUCCUGAGCGGCUCCCUUAUUCCCCCAAACUCUGGGGAAGAACUUUAUCCUCAACGGCCAACAUCUUUACUCUAAGACAAGUAAGCGAAGAGAACUGCCUAGAGGAGAAUGAGAUCCCACAAGCAACACAACAAGAAAUAGAAGUAAAGACUGAAACUGUGACUGAGGAUUCAAAAAAUGGAGGUGCCUUAGAUGAUGUUGACUCUGGUCUUGGUGACCGAAGUGGAGGAUACGCCAGUGAUGGUAGCAUUUCAAACAAUCCUUCCAAUUCAGAGAUGGAAAGCUACUUGACAAUGUCAAGUGCAGAGGAGACUCCCAUUCAAAGGGAAAUUAGAAUUUCCCAACAACGGGAAGAGAGUCUACGUCGAUCAAGGGGUAUCUCGCACAAAGACAAUUCAGAGAUGGUGGAGAUCAGAAUAAAGCCAAUUCUGUCCCUGUCAUCUCCACAGGUGAAAGUUGCAAAACCCAAAGAACCCAACAGAGUAAGUUUCCUUAUUCAGAGACAGCGUGAGCUUGAGAAAGAGCAACAGAUCACAAACGGUGUUUCAAGCCAUGAUAUCCUAGAAAACCAAGUACAGGACAAUAAGAAGUCAUUUGAGUCACAACCGGAUGAAAUUCCAGUCCCAUCUUUGGGGGCAAGUCUAAGAGAAAGCCCCACAACUGAUUUAGAGCAAAUCACAGUCUAUGCAGAAGAUAAGUUGAUUACAGAGAAACCUGCGCUAGUAGAGGAAGGUGACUUUUUGGACUCAAAGGAAGUUCUUUCUCCUUGCUGUCCUCAUCGACAUCCUGACGAAUCUAUCCUUCAGAGAAACUCUGAAAGCAGCACUUUUGGACAUCAAAUAGAAGUAUGUGCAUAUCCUGAGGACCAUUUUAAAGCAAGCAUACAUAAAGAAAAUAGUGUAGAGUGCCAAACUAAUACCCUUAGAACAAAGAAAGUGUCAUCCUGGAUUGUGGAAAAUUACAGCAGCAUAUCAGGAAGGAACCGGCUUUACUCUCAAAAUUCUCCGUCCCUACUGGAACCUGCAAAAACUAGUCGGCACACUCCUACCUGGAAAUCUCACCUCGAGUACACCGACUGGAGCCCCAAAAUGCAGAAUGCCCCAAGCAGCAUCCGUCAGGAAAUUGAAGAAGACCUCAGACGAGAACAAGAGCUCCUAGAGCAGAGAGAGUUCAGUAGUCGGUCUUUCUCAGUUACCAACCUAGCAUCUGUCAAUCCAGUGCUAAGUUCUUCUGAACCUAGGUCUCCUCUAACCAGCGAGGAAACUGAAUUUUCACCACAAACUCCACAUGGGAACAUGGCAGAAGUGGAUUCGGUAUUUUCAGAAAAGAAAACUAAUUACAGUAAUCCUUUUUCUGGGAGUCUGGACACUUCUCGAUCAUCCAUUACAGAUAAAAGUUCACAGUUGUCCUCACCACGACCCACUUUCAGACUUCCCUCUGUGUCGAUAAUGACACCCCAGCCAUGGGGCAGCCCGAAACCCAUGUCCCCAACUGUUUCGCGGACAACCCCCAUCAAGCCCUUGAGCGCGCUUGCUGACCUGUCUUCACCUUCUUCCCAGAAAGGUCUUACUGAGACACUGCUAAAGGACUUUGAGGACAGACGGGUCCAACUGAAGCUGGAAGAAAGUGCAUAUGCUGGGAUCCAACCUAUUGAUGCCAUAAACAAUGAGGUUGUAGUGGCCACCCGUGUAAUAAGGCAUAAAAACAAACGAGCCCUGCAGUGGGAGGCAGGCAUGUAUGCCAACCAGGAGAGCUAAUGAAUCCACAACGACAUGACAGGACACACCAGAAAUCAUCUUCAGAUGAGAAGGACUGGUUUUAAUUCCACAUUUCACCUACCAAGCACACUUCUUGUGUCACCUCACCAUAUAAAAUCAAUUAACAUGAAACAUGGACAUUGCUUCCAUCCCACUCAGUUUAGCUGGCUGUUCUGAAUUGACUGGUGUGGUGGAAAUAGGUGUAGGUGUGGAGAGCAUUCACCUGUUUAUAUGGGGUGAAUUGUAAGCUCUAGCAAACUGGAUCAUGAAAACUUUAUCUAUUUCUCCCCCCAGUCCUAACAUUGAACUACCAUCCUUAAUACUUAUAAAAUAUACACAUUUAUACAAAUCUGCCAUCUGAAAAUAAAACAUCAGACUGUGUUCCAGAUUAUUCAUGACACUAACCACUUAAAUGUAUAGACCAGCUUGCUUUUUAUACAAGGAAUAAAACCUACAUAGAGAGAAGGGACCGUGAGAAUUUAUUAAUACACCUCCAUAGAGAAACCUACAUAGAGAGGAGGGACCUUGAGAAUUUAUUACCGUAAUACACAAGACUGUUGAUAACAAAAACAUCUUUAUUUUGAAUAUAAAAAUAUUAAAUAUCAAUAGAAGAUUUUAUUUUGUAUUGAAUAUUUAUAAAAUAUCAAUAGAAGAUUAUUUUUGUAUAGAAAAUACUGAAGAUUCAUAAAGUUGCACCGGAGAUUACUGCUGUAUUGUAAAUUAAAUAUGAUUAUUUUUCUUAUUUUUUUUAAUGUACAAUCUACAGAUUAGACAUUGUAAAUUAUAUAUUUUCAUUACUCAAUUUUUUUGUUUCAAUAAUAGUCUGGUAUGUCAAAAUUAACUUAAUAUCAAAAGAUGAUAUUGAUGUAUUCUGUGUCGUUAACACAUAAUAAUAAUAUAUGAAAUAUAUAUAAGGAUUGAUUUUUUUAAUGUAAGUAUAUAUGAAAAAUUUUCAAUUGAAGAUUUUAAGGUUUAGCCCUGAACAGUGAUUCCAUGCCACUGGUACUGCAGAAAAAAAUUCAAACAUAAUGUAAAACGGUAUAAAAAAAUACUAGUCCAGUACCAUUAAUGUAUACCCUCAUAAGCAGCAAAAACCUAUGUGCAAUAUCAGUCUUGUUGUGAUUUCUAUCUUCUUGUAUGUUAAAGUUCCAGCAAUAUUGUAAUCUCACUAAUUAAAAACCAUCAUAAUAC